UUAUAAAUUACAAAUUUUAGUAUAUGUGGAAAUAGGUUUCUAAUUUCAAUAAAGUAAUACUAUUACUGGUAAAAUAUCAAUACACGUUUUCUAUAUAGUGUGAAUAUUAUCUAACACAUAGUAGUAAUUAAAGAAUAUCAGUGCUGCAGUCUAAAUUGAAGUACAGACAUGCCUGAACCUAAUACUACUACUGAAAAUGAGGGACCUGAAUCAGAAACUAACUUAUAUAAGGAUCAAUGGAUGAUAAGACCAUGUAGCUUCUAUAAAAGCGAAUACAAUGAUUGUUCAUGCAUGCAAGCACGUUUUCAUCAAUAUUUUGUAUAUGGAGAAUAUCUAGAUUGCACGCAAUGGAAGAUCGAUUAUGAUAACUGUUACGCAUGGGAAAAAUACAAGAGCAAAGAAGCAUAUGAUGAAUUAAUAAAAAGUGAGAAACAGCAUAGAGUAGAACGAUUACAAGGUCACUAUAAUAAUGAUGUUUGGGAAAGAAGAGAAGGACGGCCAGAAAAUUGGAAUUGUCCAUUACCUGAUUGGUUACAAGAAAGAGCUAAAACAUCAUAUUUAACUGUUGCAAAGGAAAAACUGCAAAAUGAAUUAGAAAAAAAGAAAGAAUACAAUAUUAAAGCAACUUAUUGCAUUUUAAUGUAAGAAUUACAUUUAAAU
Molecule: messenger RNA, 660 nt
Organism: Megachile rotundata (alfalfa leafcutting bee)
Lineage: Eukaryota; Metazoa; Arthropoda; Insecta; Hymenoptera; Megachilidae
Product: synaptic plasticity regulator PANTS
Source: RefSeq, a predicted model, not a curated record